Cetraspora pellucida is the source of this 846-nucleotide messenger RNA. Lineage: Eukaryota; Fungi; Glomeromycota; Glomeromycetes; Diversisporales; Gigasporaceae. The record is from the annotation of a GenBank genome assembly.
AUGACACUUACUAUUGACAUGGCUACAAAAACAGCUACCCCAAAGACCCGAAAACUUAAAGUUAAUAACUUUGUAUUAGUCUUAAAGCAGUUCCUAGAAAAGCAUAAUUUGAUGGCUGACUCUACUCCAAAACAAUUAAGCGAAUAUGCUCCCAAACUUGAUGCUCUACUUCCCGAUUGGAUGGCCUGCAGAUGUGUUAAUUCAUUCUUGCCAGAGGCACUGGAAAUGGCAAAAUAUUGUACUAAAAUUGGUGAUGUUAUGGAUAUUUUCACUCAUUAUUUAGAUUUAGGCCCAAAAAAUGAUUAUGAAAAUGAAAUAGUCGACAGUGGUUCACACCAAUCACAAUUCUGUGUGAAGUUAGCAGAAGCUGGAGUAAGUUCUAAAAUUAUUAAUACCUAUGCCAAAGAUCCAAAACUUAUUCAAGAGUCAAAUAAAAUUCAGAAAAAGCAAACUAUAAAACGAAUGGCUAAUCCAGAUAGAAUUCCCACAUAUUUCUCCUUAGCAAAUGUGAGUAAAAGGAUUCAGAACAUAAAUGUUUUCAAAAUUCCUACUAGAGAGGAUCUCGUGGAUAUAAUUGUAAUGUUGAGUAUGAGACCUGCAGAAACUAAAAAGUUAUCUGACCCUGUCUUUACUGGAAAAGGAACAUAUUAUGGAAGUAAACAUGCUUCCAGAAUUCAUGGUAGUAAGAAACUAACACCCCAACAUCUUAAACUGCUUUCGAGAAUUGCAAUGAGGCAAGAAUCAGAUCGCCUUGAUGCAGGUGAUAAUUACACUAUAGGUGAUACAGAAUCAGAAGAGUCUGACUUCGAACCAAAGAUAAGCAACAGUUCAAAACCUCAAAUAUAG